Molecule: messenger RNA, 2680 nt
Organism: Drosophila miranda
Lineage: Eukaryota; Metazoa; Arthropoda; Insecta; Diptera; Drosophilidae
Gene: Cnx99A
Product: calnexin
Exons: 9
Coding region: 224-2041 (605 amino acids)
Biological process (GO): protein folding
Cellular component (GO): endoplasmic reticulum; endoplasmic reticulum membrane
Molecular function (GO): calcium ion binding
Source: RefSeq, a predicted model, not a curated record
UAAUUUAGCUGAAUUUCAAUUAGUCGUCGUGCUAGAUUUCGAUUCUCGUUUUUUCGCAGCGCCCGCAGUUCGAGGAAAUUGGUGAAAAGCAACGCAAGCAGCAACAGAAGACCACAGAAAGCAGCAGAUAAUUGUGUUUUCCUUUUCUACAAACACGAGAGCCGUGUCGGGGAGGUGGUUGAAACAGCAAAACCAGCAGCAGCAGCCGCUAAUCGGGAAGAAAAUGCAGUGGAAGUUCGGGGGGAGCAGCUCAGCGCUGGCGUUGCUGCUGGCCUGCAGCUUACUGCUGUCCGUGACAGCCGAUGCGGAGUUCGGUGUCGAUGCCGACGACUUUGAGGAUGGCCAGGUCGAAGAUUUUCAGGAGGAGACGGUCGGUGCUGAUGAGGAGCUGGUCUACGAGAGCCCUGUGAUCGAGCCCAAGAAGUUCCACUUUGCCGACCAUUUCGAUGAUGUUGAGGAGUCGCGCAAGCUGUGGGUCAACUCGCAGGCCAAGAAGGACGACAUUGCCGAAGAGAUCUCCAAGUACGAUGGCAUCUGGAGCUGGGAGUCACCGCAGCGGAUCGUCUGGGCGAAGGAUAAGGGACUGGUGCUCAAAUCGAAGGCAAAGCAUGCUGCCAUCUCGGCACGCCUCCGCAAGCAGUUCGAUUUCAAGGCAGAAAAACCACUGGUGGUGCAAUAUGAGGUCACACUGCAGGAGGGUCAAGAUUGCGGCGGCUCGUACAUCAAGCUGCUGUCCGCUGGCAAGGAAACCGACAAUCUUAAGUCGUUCAAUGACAAGACACCCUACACCAUCAUGUUCGGGCCGGACAAGUGCGGGAACGAUGUGAAAUUGCAUUUCAUAUUCCGUCACGUUAAUCCAAUUAACGGCACCAUCACCGAGAAGCAUUGCAACAAACCAAAGAACCGGCUGGACGAUCUCUUUAAGGAUAAGCUCCCACAUUUGUAUCAGCUUGUGGUCCAUCCCGACAACAGCUUUGAGAUUCGAGUGGAUCACAAAAUCGUCAAUGAGGGCUCCCUACUGACAGACUUUAAGCCGCCCGUAAAUCCGCCAGCACAGAUCGAUGACCCGAAUGACCACAAGCCAGAGUCGUGGGAUGAGCGCGAGAAGAUACCAGAUCCCACAGCAUCGAAGCCCAGUGAUUGGGAUGAGGAUGCACCGCCCCAGCUGCCCGAUCCGGAUGCUGUUAUGCCCGAGGGCUGGCUGGAGGAUGAGCCCGACAUGAUAUUCGAUCCCACGGCCAGCAAGCCCGAGGAUUGGGAUGCCGAAAUCGAUGGCGAGUGGGAGGCACCGCUGGUGGAUAACCCCGUCUGUGAGAAAACCGUUGGCUGUGGCAAGUGGAAGGCUCCGCUGAUCCCCAAUCCCAACUACAAGGGCAAGUGGCGUGCACCGAGCAUUGACAAUCCCAACUAUCAGGGCAAGUGGUCUCCUCGCACGAUUGCCAAUCCCGAUUUCUUUGAAGAUCUAAAGCCGUUCCGCAUGACACCGAUUAGCGCUGUGGGUCUGGAGCUCUGGUCCAUGUCUAGCGACAUUCUCUUCGACAAUCUUAUCAUCACCGAUGAUGUGGCGGUGGCCCGUGAUUUUGCUGCCAAUAGUUUUGAUGUCAAGCGUCGCUAUAUUGAUCGUGAAUCGAAAACCCUGUGGCAUCGCCUGAUGCGCCGCAUGAACUACAAGCCUGGAUGGUGGGCCCUGUACUUCCUGUACCUUCUCAUUCCGGCCAGUUGUUAUAUCUUCUAUCUGUACCGUCGCGCCAAAGAGGACGCUGCCAAACGCGCUGCCGCUCAGGCAAAGAAAACCGAUGAACCACAACCCGAUGAGGCACCCGAAGAGGAGGAGGAGAGCGAUCCAUCGUCUGAGAGAGCUGCUGGCGAUUCCAGUAAGGAAAGCACGCCGCUGUCCGCUAGUCCCAAGAAGAAUACAAAGUCUGAUUUAGAGGAUAAUGUUGAGACCAAGCCGGAGGAGCCGGAGGGUUCUGAUGAGCCCGCACAGACUGAGGAACCUACCACAAAAUCUACACGUAAGCGCGCAGUGCGCAAGGAGUAAAGCGGAUCAACAGAAAACAAGAACGUUUUGAACAGAACCUAACCCAUUUCCAUAGAGCAAACGGCAACUAAAGGUUCAACAACAGCCAAUAUUUAAUUCAAACAUGAUUCGAGGUUCAGCACACCCCACACCCCAAAAAUACACACAACCGUACAUAUAAUCGUUUUUGUUAGUUGGCCCUGAAAUCUGCCAGUUUCAAGGGCAGUCCCCUAAUUUAAUACUUUAAUUUAUGUGUGGUAGUGUAGUGAAACUUUAUACAUACGUACUUGCUGCAUUAUCGUUGCAUUUCCAAGGUGUGUUCUCUUUCCCUUCCGCAUCGUGAACACUCGCUAAUUUCUUGUUUGUUUCAAAACACUGCAUCCCAUGUACACGCUUUUAUUCACGUUUUGAGCGCAUAAACCACACAACUAGACAAUUGAGGGGGAAACAAACAGGAUAGGCAAAGGCAGUCCAGCAGACAAAGAAUUAAAAAAAUGAGGGCAAAGGAAAAGAGGAACAUCUAUUGCAAACAUCUAGUUUAAUAUUAUGUAAUUUAAAAACAAACAAAAUUUAAUAGUAUGAUAGUUAUACUCAAGUUUCCAUUUUCAUUUGUAUCGGAUGAAAAUCUGCAGCGAAAAGAAUAAAUAAAAUAAAACUAAA